GUUUGUUGCGUUGCUGCAGUGAGAGGUCAAAGGCCAGGUGAAGAAUGAAUACUAUUAAGAACGUGCCGGCCCGGGUUCUUAGUCGGAGGUCCGGCCAUGGCUUGGAAGCGGAGAGGGAACAGUUUGACAGGAACCAGGCCGUCAGCAUCAGUAAAGCUAUCAAUACACAGGAAGCUCCAGUGAAAGAGAAACACGCCCGCAGAAUUAUUUUGGGCACGCAUCAUGAAAAAGGAGCAUUUACAUUUUGGUCAUAUGCCAUUGGUCUUCCAUUACCUAGCAGUUCUAUUCUAAGCUGGAAAUUCUGCCAUGUCCUGCACAAAGUCCUUCGAGAUGGGCAUCCAAAUGUACUAUCUGAUUGUCAGCGAUACCGCAGUAACAUCCGAGAAACAGGAGAGCUAUGGGGUCAUAUGCACGAUCGUUAUGGGCAGCUUGUGACUAUUUAUACAAAGCUUUUGCUUAAUAAAAUAAGCUUUCAUGUAAAGCAUCCUGAAUUUCCACCAGGCUUGGAAGUGACUGAUGAUGUUCUUGAGAAGUCAGCUGGCACAGAUGUCAACAACAUAUUUCAGCUGACAGUGGAAAUGUUUGAUUAUAUGGACUGUGAACUGAAGCUUUCUGAAGCUGUUUUCAGGCAGCUCAAUAGUUCCAUCGCCGUAUCUCAGAUGUCCGCAGGACAGUGUAAACUGGCCCCACUUAUUCAAGUCAUUCAGGAUUGCAGUCAUCUCUACCAUUACACUGUCAAGCUUAUGUUUAAGCUCCAUUCAUGUCUGCCUCCCGAUACUCUACAGGGACACAGAGAUCGAUUUCAUGAACAGUUUCAUAGUUUAAAAAAUUUCUUCAAACGGGCAUCAGACAUGCUUUACUUCAAGCGACUCAUUCAGAUCCCCCGUCUUCCUGAUGGUCCACCCAACUUUUUGCGAGCUUCUGCCCUUGCUGAGCAUGUUAAACCAGUGGUAGUUAUUCCCAAUGAAACUCCAGAAGAUGAGGAACCACCAGAAUCUCUGAUUGAAAUCAGCACAGCUCAGCCUGUGGAGCAAGAGCAGGUUGCGGAAGACCUAUUUCAGCAAACAUUUGGUCCUCCUAAUGGCCUUAUGAAAGAUGACAGGGACCUUCAAAUUGAAAAUCUGAAGAAGGAAAUAGAAUUGCUACGUGCUGAACUGGAGAAAAUAAAGCUGGAGGCUCAAAAGUACAUCUUGCAGCUGAAAGGCCAAAUCAAUACACUGGAGGCUGAGCUGGAGGAACAGAGGAAGCAGAAACAAAAGGCUUUAGUAGAUAAUGAACAGUUGCGGGAUGAGUUGGAGAAGCUAAAGAAACAGCAGCUGGAAAAUGACAAGACACAAGGAAUCCUCGUAGAAACAGAGAAGAAGAUACAAGCAACAGAAUUGCGCUACACCAAACUGAAAGAAAAGCACAAUGAGCUCAUCAAUACCCACGCUGGACUUCUUAGAAAGAAUGCUGAUACAGCAAAGCAGUUAACAGUAUCACAACAGAAUCAGGAAGAGGUGGCACGUAUCAAAGAACAGCUGGAAUUUCAGAUGGAUCAAGUGAAACGAGAAUCAGAUUUGAAGUUGGAGGACCAAAGCUUUCAGAUGGAGCAGCUGAAAUCAGAAAUUGAAUCCAAGAAAAAACAGUUAUUACUUAUCCAACAAUCUCUUUCAAAUACUGAGGAGACUAAAUCCCAGCUUAACUCAACAUUAAUGUCACUAGAAGCGGAGAAGGACUCUCUAAAAAGUAUGUUGACAGCUAAGGAAUCUGAACUGUCUUCUGUUCAAAACCUGGCUCGUGAAACAGAGAUGUUAUUCAAUCAAGAGCAAGAAAAGAAAGCCAGUGAAAUAAGAAACUUGCACGAGAAACUCAACAAAAAGACUACUGAUGAACAGAUGCUUUGUCAGAAGAUGUUAGAGGAUCAGUUUAACAUUAUUCAGGGAACAGUGAGAGAAGCAGAGAAUAUAAUUCAGGAUGCUGUUGCCAAACUCGAUGACCCUUUGCACAUCCGCUGCACCAGUUCUCCAGAUUACCUUGUCUGCAGAGCACAAGCUGCAUUGGAUUCAAUCCCUUACCUUGAAAAUGGACAUACUAAGUAUGUACAAAACAUGACAGAUGCCUCUGACUUAGUAGGAGCACUGGCCCAAUUUGCUCACUUGACAGCAGACACUAUUGUAAAUGGCAGUGCAACUUCACAUUUGGCUCCACCUGACCAUGCUGAUCGGCUGAAUGACAGCUGCAAAGAGUGUGGAAGCCAAAGCUUGAACUAUCUAAGUAGCCUUAAGAAUAAACAUUCCCUAAAAGAUGCAGAUCUUGCAGAAGUCAGCAGAACAUUAAAGAGUAUCUUCGAUCUGGGACAGGAAUUGAGGCCUAAGAGUUUGGAUAUUAGGCAGGAAGAACUGGGUGACUUGGUGGACAAAGAAAUGGCCUCAACGUCUGCUGCUAUAGAGGAUGCUGUGCGACGAAUUGAGGAAAUGAUGAACCAGGCUAGAAAAGCCAGUUCAGGCGUUAAACUGGAAGUGAAUGAGAGGAUUUUAAAUUCCUGCACAGACUUGAUGAAGGCUAUUAGACUUCUGGUUAUAACUUCUACAGAUCUUCAGAAGGAGAUUGUGGAGAGUGGCAGGGGUGCAGCUACGCAGCAAGAAUUCUAUGCAAAAAAUUCCCGUUGGACAGAAGGGCUUAUCUCUGCUUCAAAAGCUGUUGGUUGGGGAGCAACUCAACUUGUAGAAUCUGCAGAUAAAGUGGUCCUUCAUAAAGGCAAAUAUGAAGAACUUAUAGUGGGGUCCCAUGAGAUUGCAGCAAGCACAGCACAGCUAGUUGCCGCCUCCAAGGUAAAAGCUGAAAAGAAUAGCAAGAAUCUGCCCAAACUGCAGCAAUGUUCAAGGCAUGUGAAUGAGAUGGCUGCUAAUGUGGUAGCCUCCACCAAAUCUGGUCAAGAACAGAUUGAAGAUAAAGAUACCAUGGACUUCUCUGGUAUGUCACUAAUUAAACUGAAAAAAGAAGAAAUAGAAACCCAGGUUAAAGUUCUUGAGCUGGAGAAUAUGCUGCAAAAUGAACGAAUGCACUUGGGGGAACUAAGGAGGAAGCAUUAUGCUUUGGCAGGCGUAUGUGAAGAGGAGAACGACGGUGAACCUAUACCAGCACAGAAGCCUGGCAUUCUGAAAAAGCCCCAGCUGCCACAAAAGCCUAAUAUUCCACCAAAAACAGAUAACAGGAUCAAUAAAGAAGAUGGUGUGUAUCAAGCAAAUUUUAUUAAUUUCUAAAAUGCAAGAGAGAGCGGCCCCUGAAAUCUGUCCUUUUGCUGUACACCCUGCACAUUCAGACGGGAUUCUUACCUAAUGGAGUUGUGGAACUACUGCAAAGCUGUCUGCGCUCUGUAGUCUUUACAUCUGUGUUCUAUACAGAUAGUUGCUAUUUGGAUGCCUUUUUUUAUGGCCAGUCCUCAGCCUUUGCUGCUCUUUACUGUAGUGUAGAGUUUUAUUUGACUUUUAACAUUGUGUGUGUUUUAUACUGUCAUGUUAGGCUCAAGCACAGUUCUCAUUUUUUUUAAUAUAUAUAUAUAUAUAUAUAUAUAUAUAUAUAUAUAUAUAUAUAUAUAUUUAAUUUGGGGGAUUAUGAUUUUUUAAAUCCAGCAUAAGGUAUUUAUCCUCACAUUGAAUCAGGUAAAUAAACGUUUGUGUGACUAUUAUGGCUACUGAUAUCAAGAGUAGACUAGUCCUUUGGUGGUUUUCUGGCAAGUGGCACAUAUUAUAAGGCUAAGGCCACACUACACGGAUCUCGGCCUUCGGAGAAACACAGCGUAAGAAUCCACUGUUCUUCUGCAGCACUGCCUGCACUCAACGGAUUUCUGUGCAAAAACCCAAGAUUUUCCAUUUCCCACCUAAAUCCACUGUGCCUGCACCCGAGCGUAGGUAAUGAUUCUGGGUACAGACAGCAACGCACAAGAGGAGCUGCAGAUUCUCCUCCUGCAUUUCUCCAUGGGCCAAGAUCUGUGUAUUGCAGCCC
Molecule: messenger RNA, 3987 nt
Organism: Xenopus laevis (African clawed frog)
Lineage: Eukaryota; Metazoa; Chordata; Amphibia; Anura; Pipidae
Gene: hip1r.L
Product: huntingtin interacting protein 1 related L homeolog
Biological process (GO): actin filament organization; endocytosis; receptor-mediated endocytosis
Cellular component (GO): cytoplasmic vesicle membrane; perinuclear region of cytoplasm; cortical actin cytoskeleton
Molecular function (GO): phospholipid binding; actin binding; clathrin-cargo adaptor activity
Source: RefSeq, marked provisional